UGCUUCUAUGAAGUAAAACGGCCGGUAUUACCAUUGCCCGGGAGGAGGAUACAGGAGCCCACGGUAUCGAAAACACAACUUAUGAAAAGAUUUUUAUUGGCCGCAUGCGUCUCUGUAACCAGUUUUAUGGCCUGGUGGCCGGGGAUUUCCACAUGCAUUGGAACUCCAGCUGUUGCCGUUCGAGCCUCUGGCUGGCAACCCACUCAGAAAUGUUACAGAUAUGGACGCCAUAGUACAAAAUAAAUCUGAGGUUCCCAAUGGCAUUCGUUGCAGCUCGUGCUUUGCUCGAGGAACCGAUGUGUGUCUGAACGCCACUAAAGUGAACUGCACUGGGCAACUGGACCAGUGCAUUCAUUUUGCUACAAUAGCCAGGAAAGAGGAAUACAAGGACCAACAGGUGGACUUCAAAGGCUGUGCUACCAAGAACAUGUGUUCUAUGGGAGCUACUGCACUGUUUGCUGGCCGCCAAGUCUAUGUGAAGUCCAUCUCGUGCAGUAGGGCUCCAGGGGUCCCUUCCCAACACAUCCUGGCUCUGUCUGCCAUGGCAGGGUUGUUAUUCCUGGCGUACCAGUCCUGAUCCCUUUUCACACUUGUCCACCAUCUUUUUGUCCUUUGCUGGUCUUACUGCUCUCUCACUCGUAUGUCUCAGGUUCCCUCUUGGACAGUACAGUCUGAAACUGUGCCCUUUCCGCACAAAUCUCCUAAAACAUUUUGUAACCUCUAUCUGUGGGUUCUGUGGGGCAGAACUUGGAAUGAGUUUGCAACAACAAAUUUAAAAACAAAACAAAAUGGUUUACUUU
Sphaerodactylus townsendi is the source of this 800-nucleotide messenger RNA. Its product is annotated as phospholipase A2 inhibitor gamma subunit B-like. The coding region runs from base 221 to 577 and encodes 118 amino acids. NCBI's taxonomy places the organism in Eukaryota, Metazoa, Chordata, Lepidosauria, Squamata, Sphaerodactylidae. The record is from RefSeq and is a predicted model, not a curated record. The transcript is spliced from 4 exons.